Messenger RNA from Leptinotarsa decemlineata (Colorado potato beetle), 1608 nucleotides. RefSeq names its product venom protease-like. NCBI's taxonomy places the organism in Eukaryota, Metazoa, Arthropoda, Insecta, Coleoptera, Chrysomelidae. The record is from RefSeq and is a predicted model, not a curated record.
UUUGACCAUGGCGGGGCAAGCAGUCCACUAGGUAUCGUCAUAAUCCAACAAUAACAGAGGCGAUAAAAUUUAAAUUUGCCGUCGCAUUCGAUCUGAUCUCAGUAUCUUCGAUAUAUCAGUGUGAGAAGAAGUAGACUUCAUUACGAAUAUUUUAUUACGGGGUUGUAGUUGUUGAAGUGACAGUGACAUGCGGUUACAAAUGUUUCUUUUCGGUAAUAUAUGUUUGCUUGGUUUAGUUAAUUUGGUUAGAGGGCAAAUUUCCGAAGGCACACCUUGUUUCACCUCACGGAAUGAAUAUGGUCUUUGCACGAACAUCUACGACUGCGAGGUCAUACUCAAUCUCGUUAAAACUCGAAGCCAAGACCCUGAAACCAGGCUCUAUCUCCAGGCUUCAACUUGUCUGCGAACCGAUAAGCUAGUGAUGGUGUGUUGUCCGCAAACAGCCAAUGUCAAAACCAUUGAUGACGAUAGAAAUUCAAAUGGUGACAACGAAAGCACAGAUGCAAUUUCUAGAAAUAAUGAUGUCAAGGAAAAGAAGGCACAGCUACUUAGUAAACCUGAUUGCGGUUUGAGUAAUGUGACGAAUGCAAGGGUUGUAGGAGGAACCCCUGCAAAACUUGGUGAAUUUCCUUUUAUUGUGGCUCUCGGCUACAGGAAUCCCAGUAAUCCCAAAGUGCCAAAAUGGCUUUGUGGCGGUACUCUCAUUAGCGACCGACAUAUUUUGACAGCUGCACAUUGCGUUUACAAUAGGAAAGAUUUGUAUUUGGCUCGUCUUGGAGAGCUUGAUCUCUUCAGUGAUGACGAUGGAGCAAACCCAGAAGAUAUUAGACUAAUCAAGGCAAAAGUUCACGAGAAUUAUAGCAAUGUUCAAUUUACCAAUGACAUUGCCAUAUUGACUUUGGAGCGGAAACCAACUAAUCGAUUUAGGGAGUAUACGAACUUACUAUUAUUAUAUUUUUCAGAUGGUCCUUCAAGUUCCACUCUGCAACUAGCUGAGAUUCCUGUAGUGAGCCAAGACCAUUGCAAGCGUGCCUUUGGAAAACAAACUGUAAUUGACGACAGAGUUCUUUGCGCUGGUUGGAUCAGUGGACUUAAAGACGCUUGUCAAGGAGACUCCGGGGGUCCACUAAUGUUCGGUAUGAGCGAAGGAAGGGAUUUGCGGUACUACCAAAUCGGAGUGGUGUCUUAUGGGUUCAGAUGUGCGGAAGCUGGAUAUCCUGGAGUGUACACCAGAGUUACGAACUUCAUCGACUGGAUUCAGAGGAAUAUGGACUAGUUGGUGGAAGUGCAGUGAAUUAUUGGACCGAAGUAUUGUGAGGUCGUUUGGAGCGUGUUUUUUUUUCCAUAGAUACGACCUUACUUGAAAAUGAACCAACAUGACGGCAUAUGCCAGUUACUCCAACUAUAAGGAAACAGAUUUCAAACAGUUCAGAAUGGUUUUCCUCACUGGAUAAAGAUUCAUAAAAGCUAGAUGAAUAACUUGGUAUAACUUCCAGAUAUCUAGGGCGUAAAUCAAGAGAACUUAUUCCCAUUCCCUAUAUUUCAAAAACAUAUCUCUCUUACUUUCAUUGUUUUCAAAAGUUUGUUCGUAAAAAGUAGUUUGUUAUC